AUGACACUUGUUUCCGAUGUUGUGAUAGCAGAGAGCCCCGGGCUGCAGCAUUUCACUCCGUGUCCAUAGUUUCUACAAGUCCUGUACAUGUGUAUCCAGCUGUUGCUGUGUGUGAAGUCACCCAGUACAUGAAUACCUCCCUUCACUUACAGACUGGCUAUAGGACCCUGCAGAAUCCCUGCCCUCCCUGGUGUCUGAGUCCACAAAGGGUGUGUAGACUCUGAAAAUCAAACUUUUGCUUUUCCUUCCAUGUGGGGCACAAGGAGCCUUGGACGACUUUACCGCCUGUCUCUGCAGUUGCUGCAACCUGCCCCUCAAGACGACCUGCAUUCUUGUCCUCACAUGGUUAAAGCCGAAGUCAUUGGAGAAAAACUUCUCAUCUUCCCAAAGUGGGUGUAGCAGAGUUCUCCUGGCACUACAAAGACAGCUCCUGGGCAGGAAAGGGUGUCAGUCAUGAAAUUAAACUAGCCCCAUAAGAUACCCCAGGGAUGAGAUCCUUCCAAGAAGAAGAAGAAGAAGGAACCUGUGAUGCCCCCUGCUGAAGAGGACUAUGCCUGAUCUGGAGAAGACGUUUUGGUAGCUGCAAGUUUUGCCAACCUGCACUUUGAUAUGUUUGUCUUGCUAGUCUUCUGCCUGCACUCACUGCUCUCUCCUGCCCUAGGACAGACUAUCCCCGAAGCAGAUUAUUCCAGCUUCAUCCCAGAUUCCGAAGGUGACCUUUACUUCCUACUGGACAGUUCAGGAAGCGUCAGCUAUGAUGAGUUUUCCAAAGUCAAAGAGUUCAUUGGAGAUCUUCUUCAACCCUUCAAGUUUGGUCCACAGGACGUUCAGGCUAGUGUUGUUCAGAUCAGCACCAAUCCUACACUGGAAUUCUCCUUGAACCAAUACCAUUCCAGUAAGGAUGUCAUAAAAGCCAUCCAGAAUGUACGGCAGCGAAUGGGGGAUACAAAUACAGGCAAAGCUAUUGAUUACGUAAAACAAAAUCUAUAUGCAGAAAACUUUGGUUCUAGGGGUGAUGUCCCAAAAGUUCUGGUUUGGAUGACAGAUGGAUUGUCCACUGAUGACAUCUCUACGCCAAUGAAGCUUCUCAAGGACAUGGGUGUUUCAGUAUUUAUUAUUUCCACGACGGGUCGAGGAAAUUUCCAGGAUCUAUCUGCUGCAGCCAGUGAACCAGAUGAGAAAUACCUAAAGUUUGUUGACAAGGAUGAUCUUGGCAUUAUUACAAAGGAGCUGCGGGACUCGAUCAUUGAACUGAUUCAAACGAAGAGAUUUCAUGCAGUAAAUAUAACAACGACAAGUAUCCAGCUGACCUGGCCAAGAUUAUUGUCCAAGGAUACAGGACAUUAUGUUUUAGAAUAUGUCCCGGUAGCUGAUCCAAGGAAGAAGUUACAGCAUACUCUGCGCGGGGAUCAAACAAGCUUAGAGAUUACAGGGUUAACUGCAGAUACCAGUUACAAGGUCACACUGUACCCCGAGUCAAACAUUGAGUAUCUCCAGCCUCAAACCAUAGAAGUCUCUACUCUUCAAGAAGUGAAGGAAGAAAGGAAUUUGGAAGCCCUGAAUAUAACAACCACAAGUUUCUGGUUGACUUGGUCAAGGUUAUCUGGAGAUACAGGGACGUAUCUCUUGGAGUAUUCACCAAUGUCUGACCCCAGAAGAAAGUUACAGAAGACGACAUCAGUGGAGGAGACUAGUGUGGUUCUUAGUAAUUUAACCCCAAAUGCCACCUACAAGGUCACACUCAUACCUGAGUCCAAUUACCCAAAUAUUCAACCUGAAACAAUCCAAGUGUCCACGCUCCCAGAUUAUAUCCCAGCAAGAAGUCUAAAGAUUUUCAAUAUCACUUCCACCAGUUUCAAUGCCAGCUGGUCCAAGUUAGCAGGUGACACAGGACGUUACUUUCUGGAUUAUGCUUUACUAUCUUACCCAAGGAGAAAGACAAGAAAGACAUUCUAUGGAUACCAGACCAGUGUGGUGGUCGGCGGUUUAACACCAAAUACCACCUACCAGGUCACAUUUAUUCCUGAAUCCAAUCUGGAGGCCUCGCAGUCACAGACAUUCCCAGUCACCACUCUACCAGACAUAAUCCAAGCAAGAAAUCUACAAGUCUACAAUAUCACCUCAAGGAGUCUUCAUUUAAGCUGGUCCAGACUAGAAGGUGAUACAGGCCAUUAUAUAGUGAAUUAUGUAUCGGCUUCUCAACCACAUGCAACAGCAAAGAUGUCACUGCACGAUGAGAACAGUGUGGAAAUUAGAAACCUAAGACCAAACACCACCUAUCAGAUCACCUUUGUUCCAGAAUCCAACAGGCAAUACAUCCAGCGGCAGUCAAUAGAACUCACCACCCUCCCGGAACAUACCCGGACAAGGAAUUUGCAGGCUCAGGACAUCACAAGUACUGGUUUUAUCUUAACCUGGUCAAGGCUGCCUGAAGAUGAAGGGCGUUAUGUUUUGGAGUACGUUCCAGUUUCUGAUCCAGGGAGGACACAACAGAAAAUUGUGUAUGGAGAUGAGACCAGUGUGUCUGUAAGUGACCUGAGAUCAGAUACCACCUAUCAGGUCACAUUGAUACCAGAGUACAGUGGAAAUUAUGCUCUUCCUGAAGUCAUCAUGGUUUCCACUCGAUCAGAACCAAUUCAGCCAAGGAGUUUGCAGGUCAUUAAUAUAACAGCGACGAGCUUCUUGGUAACCUGGUCCAGGGUUCCUGGAGACUGGGGCAGUUAUGUUCUGGAAUAUUCCCCAAUAUUGGAUCCAAGUGCAAAAUUCCGAAAGACCUUGUCUGGGGAUGUGAGUAGCGCGAUGGUUAGUAACUUAGCCUCCAAUACCACCUAUCAGGUCUCGCUUAUCCAUGAGUCCGGUGUCCAGUAUGCCUCAAUUCAAGUAUCUACUCUCAUGGAUCGAAUCGAAGCAAGAAACCUGCACGUUCAGGACAUAACGUCUACAAGUUUCCAGUUGUCCUGGUCCAGGUUGGCUGGAGACACAGGGCGCUACGUGUUGGAGUAUGCACCAUUAACAGAUUUAAGCAAGACAAUACAGAAUGUUUUAUAUGGAGAUCUGACUAGUAUGUUAUUCAGCAACCUAAACCCAGAUACCGUCUACCAGGUUACCUUUAUCCCUGACUCCAAGGGGCACUUUAACCAGGUGCAGCGUAUCAGAGUCUCCACACUUCCAGAUCCAAUCAAAGCAAGAAACCUGCACAUUCAGGACAGAACGUCUACAAGUUUCCAGCUGUCCUGGUCCAGGUUGGCUGGAGACACAGGGCGCUACGUGUUGGAGUAUGCACCAUUAACAGAUUUAAGCAAGACCAUACAGAACGUUUUAUAUGGAGAUCUGGCUAGUAUGUUCUUCAGCAACCUAAACCCAGAUACCGUCUACCAGGUUACCUUUAUCCCUGACUCCAAGGGGCACUUUAACCAGGUUCAGCGUAUCAGAGUUUCCACACUUCCAGAACCAGGUCACCAAAGGAGUUUGCAGGCCAUUAAUAUAACAGCGACAAGUUUCUUGGUAACCUGGUCCAGGGUUCCUGGAGACUGGGGCAGUUAUGUUGUGGAAUAUUCCCCAAUAUUGGAUCCAAGUGCAAAAUUCCGAAAGACCUUGUCUGGGGAUGUGAGCAGCGCGAUGGUUAGUAACUUAGCCUCCAAUACCACCUAUCAGGUCUCGCUUAUCCAUGAGUCCGGUGUCCAGUAUGCCUCAAUUCAAGUCUCUACUCUCAUGGAUCCAAUCAAAGCAAGAAACCUGCACGUUCAGGACAGAACAUCUACAAGUUUCCAAUUGUCCUGGUCCAGGUUGGCUGGAGACACAGGGCGCUACGUGUUGGAGUAUGCACCAUUAACAGAUUUAAGCAAGACAAUACAGAACGUUUUAAAUGGAGAUCUGACUAGUAUGUUAUUCAGCAACCUAAACCCAGAUACCGUCUACCAGGUUACCUUUAUUCCUAACUCCAAGGGGCACUUUAACCAGGUUCAGCGUAUCAGAGUUUCCACACUUCCAGAAGUGAACCAGAGGAGACCUCUAUAUACCCGGGAUAUUACAACAUCAAGUUUCCAGCUGGACUGGUCAAGGGUGCCAGGAGACAAUGGACCCUACAUAGUGGAACUUGAAUUAGUGUCAGAUCCAAGGAGGAAACUUAGAAAGACUUUGCCUCUUGAACAGAUGAAUGUGAUAUUUAGUCAUUUAAGCCCAAAUACUCAAUACCGGGCCACUGUCUUCUCAGAGUCCAAUAUCCAACAUGUUCCACCUCAGAGCAUUCAAGUCUCAACACUUGAGGAACAGCUUUCUCCAUUCCAAAUCUUAAUCUCUGACCCCAGUGCACACAGUUUCCGGGUGAGUUGGGGUCCCAACCUUGACAGUGUUGCUGGAUAUGAAAUUCAAUACGGACCGAUCCCCAGCAAUAUCGUACGAACCUUGCAGGUGGACAGCAGGUUGAAUAGCACUGUUCUGGAGAACUUGAGAUCCAACACAACGUACCUGGUUACAGUGUCUGCCAUCUUUAAAUCUGGCGGCGAGAAAGCUUUGUCUGCCAUAGCAUGCACAGAACACAAUGAGACAAAGGUAAAGUACCUGCAUUUAAAAGACCUGGGCUCCAGCACUGUGAAGGCCACAUGGGGAUCUGCAGAUGGAGACGUGCAGGGUUAUCAUGUGCGGUGCAGAAGGCAAGCGGGCCGUUCCACAGUCAUCAGUGUAGCUCCACAGGCUAAAAGUAUAUAUUUGACAGACUUGGCAGAAGGAACCAUGAAUAAGAUCUGUGUCAUGCCUAUUUAUAAGGAUGGAGAUGGGAAAAAUCUGUGCCGAAAGAUUCAGAUGCAACCAGGAACAUCAGCGAACAACUAUUCAAGCAUAUCAACCCGGUAAAUGGAUGUUAAAAGAUGCCAUGAAGGCCAUCAUGAGUGGAGCCACAUGAAAGCCACAGGCUCUACAGGAUGAGAAACCUUCACUCUCUGGACGUUUCUACAGAAGAAAAACUACUGGGAGCAGAGCUUGGGCAUUUAGGCCUGUAGAAUAGACGAGAUAACCUAGAGCAGGCAUGCUCAACCUGCGGCCCUCCAGCUGUUGUAAAACUGCAACUCCCACAAUGCCCUGCUGAUAGCUGUAGGCUGUUCGGGCAUGCUGGGAGUUGUAGUUUUGCAACAGCUGAAGGGUCGCAGGUUGAGCAUGCCUGACCUACUGUAACAUCCCCGUGUUCAACAAGAGUGACCAAAAUGAACCACUUCAUAACCACUUCAGACUGUUCCUAACAGCAAUUUUAAGGGGUUCUCCAGGACGAAAAAAAUUGAUGGCCUAUUCCGAUAGGCUGUUAUUAUCAGAUUGGUGGGGGCAUCAACUCUCAACACCCUCUGAACAGCUGAUUUGAAGAGGCCACAACGAUCUAGUGAGUGUCGCGUCUCCUUCAUUGUUUAACAGGCACAUCUAGGUACUUUUAGUAUUGGCUGUAUCUAGUACAACAACUCGGAGCAGCUCAGUCCAAUUCAAGUGAAAGGAAUUGAGCUGCAAUACCAGGUACAGCCACUAGCAAAUGUACGACGCUGUGUCUGGUAAACAAAGAAGGAAACCUGUGAUCAGGUUUUGAUUGGCGGGGUUGAUAAGAAUCGGACCCCCACUGAUCUCAUACUGAUAACUGAUCCUAAGGAUAGGCCAUCAGUAUUUCUACUGGAAAAACCCUUAAACUGUUAUGUCAAAGAAGGCUAAGGCUGGUUACCCGCUGUAUAAUACAAUGGACAUCUUGCCUCAACAUGGGCCUAGGAAAUGGUAUGGCUGAUAACUGAGGUCUUUGAAGAAGCAAAAGAUUAAUGUUGUGUGUUUUCAUAUAACUGAGGAAAUCUGUUACAAAAGAAAAAAAACUCAUGAGCAAAAAGGAAUGCAACCAAGAUCAGAGUCGAGAGAAAGAAACUAAGGGCCUUUCUACACAGACUUGGAUUGGGUCAAUUAUGGGCAACAGACAUUCAUAAGAAUGGUCAUUCCCGAUAAUUGAUGCUGCUGGUCACCCAACAACAGAGCAAAACACUCCUGGUGAUCGCAUCUUUCAUGUAGCACAUCAGUCUGUGUAAUAACGAUCAUUCAUUCCCUUUUCACUUUGCGUUGGGCCAUGUGAAAGGCACUUUAAUUAUGGGCAUCAGCCCACGUUAAAUGACCCUAAACCAGUGGGCGCUAACUACACUCAUUAUCCAUCCUUACCCCCCAAGUCACAGACCGGGUGCUACUAAAUAUUAUUGCCUACCUAGUUGAGUAGCACGGUUCAUUGUGAGGAAAUCUCUCCAGGUCUCAUAGCACCUGGUCCUUCUAGACCAGUUUGGUGAAGAGGCAGUAGCAGUUUUCAGCAUCUCAGUUUGCUGUCUAGCAGGCACACUUAGCGCCAACUGGUUGAAUAUUGUAUGGACAUAUUACAGGGGUCAAUAUUUAAAGUGAUUUAGUCUGCAAAUCCACUUUUAGGUGACUGCUCCACAGCAAGACGGCAGUGAUUGUGAUUUGUGGGAUUAGCGCUCCACUACUUCAGUGUUUCCACACUACUUUUUGCCAUGGUUGUAAGGACACUGGUAAUGGACACUAGGUCACUUCACUAGUAAUCCCAUGUUGGGUCUGCAUAGAACCCCCGCUGUAUGUACCAUAUACACCUUACAGGAUGCAGUAUACACGUCUCUUAUUGCUAUAUGGACAACCUUAAAGGACUCUAAAUAAAGCAUAACUUGUAUCAGUUCUAGAGCAAAUGUCCUUAACCUCACAGUAAGGAGCUCAGCAUCCGGGGUGUGAUGUCCACGGACUCGCGUUACAGGAACGGGCCAUGUACAUAUCCGGCGCUCGGUCUACAGUCUUCUUAAUCUGCAUGCAAGUAGGGGCAGGAAUGGUCAGUGAUAUAGGAUACUUACAGGAACCACCAUGUCCAGAAGGUUCUUUUCUUCGGGUUUGUCUCCAAUACUGUACAGUAUAUUAAUUCUCUACUGUACAGUUAAAGUGCUUGUCAAUGAUGAGAAAAAUGGCUAAAAUAUAGCACCACUCUUGUACACAGGACUGAGCAGUAAUAGCAGAAAUGGCCCAUAGGCAACAGAAAAAAACUUGUGUUCCCCAUAAUAUAACAGUUCUGGAGCUUCUCUGUAUUGAGUUGUUCCUCUGCUGUUCCUUCUAGAAAUGUAUAAAUAGAUUGACAACUUACACAUUGAAACUGUUCAGCCAUCACUGCCAGUGCAGGGACACACACCUAUGCCAAGGAGAAUGGUAACGCCCAUGUAUUUAUACAUUUCUAGGAGGAAUUCCAAAUGGACAACUCCACGUAGAGUUUUAAGAAAAUAUGUUCCAGAAUCAUGAUUUUAUGUGGAAUACAAGUAUUUACCAAAACAUAUGUUAAAGAGGUCAUCUCUCCUGAGGAACCAGGACUUUGGGGAGUUAUAUUAUGUACAAUUCCCUAAUAUUUUAUCAUUAGUCAAAACACUCCGAAUCAAAGCAGAAUCGACCAAAACAGGAAAUCUACAACUACCUCCAUAACAGCGCACUGCAGCAGUGUACGGAGAGGUGCACAUCCGCAGCAGUGUACGGAGAGGUGCACAUCCGCAGCAGUGUACGGAGAGGUGCACAUCCGCAGCAGUGUACGGAGAGGUGCACAUCCGCAGCAGUGUACGGAGAGGUGCACAUCCGCAGCAGUGUACGGAGAGGUGCACAUCCACAGCACUCUUCGUUCACAUCCGUAGGAGUUUUGAAGACAGCUGUGCGACAGCGCUCGACUGUCCUCGGAACUGUAACAGAAGUCAAUGGAGAGAGCUGCGGAUGCACAGCCACCUCUCCAUACACUCCAGGGGGGACCAGUUAUGGAGAUAGAUGUAGAUCUCGCAGGUGGACACCGUAUCUGGAAUAUGCCAUAAAAGUCUGAGAAGGGAGUACCCCUUUAAAACAGAGGAGCUGCAUGGAGCCCAAAUUCCAUGCAGCUUCUUGUAGCUCGUUGACAAGUCUGUAGAUAUUUCUGUAUUUUAAGCAUUUUGUACUAACUUUUAUAGUUGUUUAUUGCACAAUAAAAAGUUAACAGUGGGUUGUAAAA
This is a messenger RNA of Bufo gargarizans (Asiatic toad), 8020 nucleotides long. RefSeq names its product collagen alpha-1(XII) chain-like. The record is from RefSeq and is a predicted model, not a curated record. Gene Ontology annotation, molecular function: protein binding. The transcript is spliced from 16 exons. The coding region runs from base 610 to 4851 and encodes 1413 amino acids. Lineage: Eukaryota; Metazoa; Chordata; Amphibia; Anura; Bufonidae.